Messenger RNA from Sphaeramia orbicularis (orbiculate cardinalfish), 3671 nucleotides. It is a transcript of the gene cmtr2, whose product is annotated as cap methyltransferase 2. Gene Ontology annotation, cellular component: nucleus; cytoplasm. Gene Ontology annotation, molecular function: methyltransferase cap1 activity. The transcript has 3 exons. The record is from RefSeq and is a predicted model, not a curated record. NCBI's taxonomy places the organism in Eukaryota, Metazoa, Chordata, Actinopteri, Kurtiformes, Apogonidae. Bases 69 to 2414 code for a protein of 781 amino acids. Gene Ontology annotation, biological process: methylation; 7-methylguanosine mRNA capping.
GUUCUCCUUUAAAUGAGACCCCGCCCAUUUAAUUGUACGCAUGCGCAGUUAUGCUCUGAGUCACGUGAAUGUGUAGUUCGUUGCGGGCGGCGGUGCAGUCGGUGUGGAGAAUGAAUGCAGGAAAUGGAACCAGGAGGAAAGCUGGACGGCAGCAGCAGAAUCAAAAUAUGGUGUACUUCGACCCUGAAACACGGACAGAGAUUAAAGGAUUAUUUAGUAAAGUUAAGACAUACAUCAGACCUGCAAAUGGGGAGUGGUGUAUUCCUGACCCAAAUGUUGCUUUCAAGUACCCUGCAGAGGAGCAAUCUCAUCUGCAGGCCCUGAAGGUGUCACUAAACGCUGUGAAGAAUCAGCUCAGUGACAAAAAUGUCCAGGUCUGGCACCAACACACCAACUCCACCAAUCGGGCUGGAAAGGUUAUCGCUGUUGUGCGUUCUGCUUCUAAUGCAGAGAUCUGCACUCAGGCCUGGUGUAAGUUUUAUGAGAUCCUGGGAACCUUUAAUCCUCUUCCAGAAGAGGCUCUGCACAAUGGUGAGCUGAACACUGUUCACCUGUGUGAAGCUCCAGGGGCUUUUAUAACCGCUCUGAACCACUACAUCAAAACCAGUGAAUGUACACGUUACUGUGACUGGAGCUGGGCUGCCAACACUCUCAACCCCUAUCAUGAGGCAAAUGGUGGGAGCACAACCAUUGCAGAUGAUCGAUUGAUUGCUAAUACGCUGCCAUGGUGGUUCUUCGGCUCAGAUAACACAGGCAACAUCAUGAUCCAGAAACAUUUACUGGAGCUGCAGGCGUUUGUGGGGAACAUGCACAGUGUCGACAUGGUGACGGCAGAUGGCAGUUUUGACUGCCAGGAGAACCCAGAUGAGCAGGAGGCGCUGGUGUCGUCAUUGCAUUACUGUGAGGCAACGGCUGCACUGCUGUUGCUGAGCCCCGGUGGCUCUUUUGUACUGAAAAUGUUCACCCUUUAUGAACACUCCUCUGUCUGUUUACUGUAUCUACUCAACUGUUGUUUCCGCUCAGUCAACGUAUUCAAACCUGCUACAAGCAAAGCAGGGAACUCUGAGGUGUAUGUUGUGUGUUUGCACUAUGACGGCAAAGAAGCAGUGAGGCCCCUGCUCUCGAAAAUUAUUCGAAAUUAUGGACCAAAUCUGGCCAACCGAGAGGCACUUUUCCCUAAUGCUCUUAUACCAGAGUCAUUUCUGAAACAGCAUGAAGAAGUGUGUGUUUACUUCCACAGGCUGCAGGUGGAGACGAUCACCGAGAACCUGCAGCUGUUUGAAAACAUGAGCACAGAGCAGAGGCAGCGGCUUGACAACAUCAGGGACUGUGUGGCACAGGAAUACCUGCAGCGCUUUCAGGUGAGCUUCCUUCCUCGGGGCCGAUGGAUUUCCCGUAACACUGUGAGUCCUGCUUGCUGCAGCGUCUCUGCGGGACGACCUCUGGGACAGAAGAAGCAAACAGGCUCCUUCAAUGAGCGGAGGGAGUUGCAGACCCUGAGCUGGAGGGAGCGUGUUGAGAGGGGUUGCCAUGCCACAUGGAUACAGAGACACUGCACUGAGGUGGCAGGGACCAGCUGUAUACUGCAAGGACCUCUGAUGGAUUGUCGGGUGGAUUCUUGGUACGUUAUUGUGGGGGCUGCAUUGCCAUCUGUAAGAAACUCUCCGUUCUGUGAUGGAGGACUGUUAAACCAUCUUAAUGAAGCCCUGAUAGACUCCGCCGACAGCUCAGCAGUAGACUGGACUCGUCUCGCUCCCUGUGACUCGUGCCAUGUGGUUUGCACGGCUUCAGUCUUAUCAGAUGUGGCAGGUCUUGGCAUAUUCACUGCUGACAGUGAUGGGAGUAAAAACAAGAAGAGUCAGUGUCUUGUGUUUGGCAGUCGCUCACUAUGGGGCGACUGUGAGAGCCAAAUCCAUGAUUUAGUCUUGACAUUUUCUGCAGAGCCAUCAUCUCCUCAAAGAGGCUGCAUCACACUGCAUGACGGGGAGGCUGUAUACCAGCAGGAGCUCUUAAACUGCCUUGUGUUCUCCCUGCAGAACCUGAGCCCUGGGGAUGCUCUGCUGCUGCCUGUGUUUUCUGCUCUCACCAGAGUCACUGCAGCUCUUGUCCUCUGCCUACAUUUGUGUUUUCGCUCAGUCACUUUCAGGUGCCCGUCCCCCUCAGGCCACAUCGGGGCAGUACUCGUCUGUGUUGGCUUCUGCCCGGAAGUCGCUGCCAGAAUACUCCCCAUUCUCAAUGAAGUCCAGACCUGCAUGGGUCAGCUGUUGGGAGGAAAGGAGGACACAGUUGGUGACAGACAGGUGCUACAGUUUGUUCCCAUGGAGGAGCUCCUCACUGGAGGCCUGAUGGAGUUCCUCUGGACCAUGAACUCUGAAAUUAUCCAACAGAAACUGCAUUUGCUUAUGCUGUCAUAGUGCAGUGUAGUGACCUGUGACUCAGACAUGGAUGUGAUGUCAUUAUGUUCUUGAAUCAUCAGACUGUGUAACUACAUGAACCCAUUGAAUCAUUUUCAUAUGUACAUAUUAAGUUACUUUACACACGCUUUACUCAAGUUCAUUCCCAGAAAUAUGUAAAUGUGCCACAAAUAGUUUGCAUGCGACAUCACAGCCUGAAGUUACAAAGUUGCAAUUCAUGAAAAUGCUAAUUCCUUUUUGUACUUGAUCAGCGGAAUUCGUCUGCGAUUGAAUUCACUGAGGGUUUUUGGGAAGUUAACAAUAAGCCAAACCUCCUGUCAGUCACAGACGGUUAGUGUUUCAAUCCACAUCACAGACUCAUAUUCCCCAAAGUGCCUUUUGUCUUCAGCAAUGCAGGAUUUGUUCUAGUUGAAAGGGAAUGUUUUUGCCUUUUAGUUAACGUGUCAUGUUACAGUUUAACAACUGUGUGGAACAUCUUUUAUUCACUUUUAUAUCAGGGUGCACUGAUGUUUUUUUUUGUUUUUUUUUUUUACUUCAGUUUGUUUUGCUGUAUUUGAUAAAGAGCUGGGGGAAGAUUGAACAUUAAUGUAGAGAAAUAUUUCCUUUAAACACGUAUGUGUUGAUUUUAGUCUCUUUUUUCUUUAAUAUCUAUAACCUAAGUGUUUAUUUUAUUAUAAAAAAUAAAAGUGUCAAUUGAAACUUUAUAAAGCCUAUAAUUUCUGUCCCACUUAAUUUAAUCAGUUUUUUAAGGACAAAAGAAUGUUCUUUAUCUUGUAUGAAUAGUGAUAUACAUUAUGUUUCUUGAUAUAUUUAAGUGGAUGAAAUGUCACUAAACACUGACUGCACAGUUUAAAACAGAUUACAGUGGAUGAACCAGACAGAGUGCUGACAAACUCACUAAUUUGUCACAGAUUGAAACAUUACAAAAAAUCCAUGAUUGAGUAGUCUCUGUAAAAUAAUAGCGUUUAACUUAAGAAAUGAAUGUGUGUCAAUGACAGAGAGGGCAUGCCCAGCAAAAUGCCGAAACUUAUCUUGACACUUUUGAUGAACUGCCCAGCCAAAAUAAAAAGAAAAAGAAAAGGAAAAUUGGGUGUAACAGUAAGUAGAAAAGAGCUUUCCAUUGGAUAGUUACUGCUGUGAUUAAUCAACCAUUAAUUUGCUAGAAACCAUAAAUGUUCUUUGGAAAAAAGAUCCAGAUUGAUCCUGUUCCAGAGUGAUGGGCGCAUUAGGGUAAGAAGUGAGAUGGAUGAAGUGAUU